CCGAGGCGAGGCUUGGCCAGAGAAAGUCAACGUAGCCGUGUUAGCACAGCAUUUCAGUUCAGAUUUAACAUUAAAAUCAUUACAAGUCGGGACAUAGAGUGAUUUUUCCAGGUCCUCGCUGCCGAUGGGUUCAUGAGAACACCUGAGAGAGCAGAGUCAUGGCCCUUGUUGAGGAGCAGCCUGAGAAACACUGUUGGGUGUGUUUUGCCACUGAGAGGGAUGACCACAGUGCAGAGUGGGUGAGUCCCUGCAGGUGUAAAGGCUGCACCAAAUGGAUCCACCAGUCCUGUCUGCAGCGCUGGCUGGACGAAAAGCAGAAAGGAAAUGGUGGAGGAGCAGUCAGCUGUCCACAGUGUGGCACUGAAUACCACGUUAUCUUCCCCAAGAUGGGCCCGUUAGUGUUUUUCCUGCAGCAGGUAGAUAGAGCUCUGUCACGGGCCAGUCCCUUCGCUGCUGUCGGGGUGGUGGUCGGGACGGUGUACUGGUCGGCCGUCACGUACGGAGCUGUGACUGUCAUGCAGGUUGUGGGUCAUAAGAAGGGGCUGUAUGUGAUGGAGCGAGCAGACCCGCUGUUCCUGUUGAUGGGUCUACCCACCAUCCCUGUGGUGUUGGUGCUGGGAAAGAUGAUCCGCUGGGAGGAUUAUAUAGUGAGGCUGUGGCAGAGAUUCUCUUAUAAACGCAAACUCCCACCAGGCAACAGUCGUUAUCUGCCCCGUCUCCCUGUUGAUGGGCCCAGUGCAGGAGACCACCUCUCUGUGUCCAGGACUCUGUGUGGAGCUCUCAUCUUUCCCUCCCUUGCCAGUGUGGUGGGAAGGCUGCUUUUUCGACAGGUGUCCUCUAAUCUACAGCGCACAAUACUGGGUGGAAUCGCAUUUGUGCUGAUCAAGGGAGUCCUGAAGGUGUAUUUCAAACAGCAGCAGUACAUCAUGCAGGCCAACAGACAGAUCCUCAACUACCCAGAUAGAAAUGGAGACGGACAAAACCAAGGUGGAGAGGAGGACACAGAGGAUAGUGGAAACGAGUAGUUUGACUCAUUCAGGGCGAGGAAGGAAACAGAGUCAGAGACAAUGGUGCACAACCAAAUAUAUUUUAACAUGAAACAGAAAGCAAAACUUGGGUGAGUGCUUUGUAGAUGAGGAGAAAAAGGAGCUACGUGGAAAUAACCACAACACUAUCAGUUAAGAAUUUCCAGCCCAACGAACCUUUUACUUUGUAAUUUCAGUCUUUACAGUCUUUGUGACACACACUUCUAAGUGUCCCAGUGUCCCAGUCCUAGACUGUAAAACGACCCAUAUUCAAGAUCCCUUCUGUUCGUCUCAGUCUCAAGAUGUUUAUAAAAGUUGUGAUAAAACAUGUGUUGCCUUAUCUUUUAACGUGGCGACCAAUAAAGUAAUGUAAUCAUAAUCAUCAUAACUGCUCCCUCACUGUUUUCCUUCCAGUUACUUUUUAAACAUGUCUGAAUCCCUGAUUUGGCUCUAAAUGAACUGAAUGCUGCUGUUUGCAAACACAGUCAGUUUGAGCCAGACCUGCUGAACCACUGCUGCUUUCAGACUGAAGUACAGGGUGCUGCAGAGACGCAGCCUGUAGAACUGACUCUCAGUCGAAGCAUUUCAUAGUUUUAUUGCACAGAGUAAGGAGGGUGUGGUUUUCAGUCGAAUGUUUUCACUUUAACUUUGUCUUGUAGCACAUCUAAAGUUGCUCAGCCUCGGGUUUCAGACCCCACGUGUGGUCGUUUGAUAUUCAGACGGGGGUCACAGGAGAUUUAGAACACUGAUAUAUUAAUAUUUGUUUGGAAUAUGUUGAGUAAAGGUUUUAUUUUAUUAUAGAUGUAAAUUUGUCAUUGAUUUGGAGCUCUGUCCGAAUUUAAAAAUGCUUGAAUUGAUUUCUGAAUAUUAGGGUGAAAAACAAGGAGCUCGUGGGCCAGAUUAAGUUGAGAAAGUAUUGAUUUUCUUUGAUUUUGUGUCCUCUGCUUCUGCCAAAUGAACAUGCUCUGGAUCAAUAUCAGUGUAUGUUAAAAGGAGCUCUUCUUUUAUGUCUUGGUGAAUAAUUUGUUUAAUAAAGCUCUUUGUGAAACAAAGAUGUAAAUUUCUUUAACACAAGUUCCUAAAGUGUGUCAGCUUCAUUACAAAUUUUAAAUUUAGUCAUCAAUUCAAACUUUUAAU
Molecule: messenger RNA, 2162 nt
Organism: Toxotes jaculatrix (banded archerfish)
Lineage: Eukaryota; Metazoa; Chordata; Actinopteri; Toxotidae
Gene: marchf5l
Product: membrane-associated ring finger (C3HC4) 5, like
Exons: 7
Coding region: 159-1025 (288 amino acids)
Molecular function (GO): zinc ion binding
Source: RefSeq, a predicted model, not a curated record